Molecule: messenger RNA, 4940 nt
Organism: Lymnaea stagnalis (great pond snail)
Lineage: Eukaryota; Metazoa; Mollusca; Gastropoda; Lymnaeidae
Source: the annotation of a GenBank genome assembly
AGCUAAUUGGGCUAGAGAUGAAUUCUUUAGCUGGUACUUUCUUAAAUAUAACUUACAUAAAAAGGAUAUUAUUCAAGUUUAUUAAUGUAUAUAAUGCUGGGAGAAUAGGGCCUGGGUUCCUUACUACGCAGGUGAUUUUGAUGAUUAGGCCUUCUCAGGUGAGUGAUGCUUAGGCCUUCUCGGGUGAGUUUGAUGCUUAGGCCUUCUCAGGUGAGUUUGAUGCUUAGGCCUUCUCAGGUGAGUUUGAUGCUUAGGCCUUCUCAGGUGAGUUUGAUGCUUAGGCCUUCUCAGGUGAGUUUGAUGCUUAGGCCUUCUUGGUUCGACUGUCGUUUUCAGUAUUUAGAUUUAAAAAAAAAAACCCAAGAACAAAGGUUGGUUAGAAACUGGUUCUGGCUUUAGUAAUGGAAGAUUUAUUAGAGUUACUAAGUAGUAGGCUACAUAAGCCGGCACUAUGUUUGGGUUUUGCUAGAGUGGGCAAGUAGUACAUAAGCUAGCACUAUUUUUGGGUUUUGCUAGAGUGGGCAAGUAGUACAUAAGCUAGCACUAUGGUUGGGUUUUGUUAGAGUUGGCAAGUAGUACAUAAGCUGGCAGUAUGGUUGGGUUUUGUAAGCAUAUGAGUCAAUAGAAUGUUGUGAAAAAAACAUGGGCUGCGUUUAAGCAAUCAGAGAACGUUGCUGAAAUAAUUUCAGGUGUAUCCUUAGGCUGUCAUGUGUCUACUGUGUCAUGGGGGGUCUCAUUGAUUCGUGUGUCUUGGAGCUUUAUCUGUGUCUUUAUAUUUUUUACAUUUUAAGUAUGUCUUUAUGUUCCCUUUAUAUAUUUUUUCAGCUGUGUCCUAACACUUAAUAUCCUAUAAGGAUCUAUUACAACUUAAUUUUUUAGGCAUUUUCGUUCUCACAUGCACAGAGUGAUCAAAAUAAGAUUCUUAUAAGAAGAGCCGACACGUGUGAUCAAAAUAAGAUUCUUAUAAGAAGAGCCGACACGUGUGCUCAAAAUAAGAUUCUUAUAAGAAGAGCCGACACGUGUGCUCAAAAUAAGAUUCUUAUAAAAAGAGCCGACACGUGUGAUCAAAAUACGAUUCUUAUAAGAAGAGCUGACACGUGUGAUCAAAAUAAGAUUCUUAUAAGAAGAGCCGACACGUGUGAUCAAAAUAAGAUUCUUAUAAGUAGAGCCGACACGUCGAUUUGCUCGAUAUCCCCGCGUCAAAACUAAGAAAAUAAUAAUUCUAAUCUGAAAUUAAAUUGACAAGCUGUCACAAUUAGCAGCUAAUCUUUUACGUCUGGUGUUACAUACAAAACAACAACAAAAAGACCCAACAAACUACAAACACUUGCAAUAGAAAUUAAAAAAAAAAAAUGAUGUUAAAACUUUCAAGGGAAGAAUUCUAUCUAAUCCACUUGUUCAUUUAAAAAUCAUGUUUACCUCCCUUAUUAUACAAAAAAUAUGUUUCUUUAGUAAUUUGUAAUUAAUUUUUUCGUCCGUCACAAUAUCAUUUAUAUGUUAGAUUGAUGGUAUAAACGAUCUUGUUGGCUGCCGUCCAUGGUUUGCCUUGUAAAAGUUAUGUGGUGGGGUGGGUGAAUAUACAUUGCUGUUAUUUAUUUCAUAAGUGUAUUUUAUUUUAAUGUCAUGAUUAUGUCUCUUUUGAUAACAUUUUUAUGUACAUCGUAGUGAGCCCAGCCCUAGGCUAGGGUACCGCGCUAUAUAAGACCUCUUAUUAUUAUUAUUAUUAUUAUUAUUAUCAUUUAUUUGUUAUGCUGAAAAUAUCAUUUAUAUGCUAUAUUAGAAGUAUCAUCUACAAGAUGUGUUGACAAAUUUAUUUUACAUGCUAUGGUGUCAGCGACAUGGUAACAGCAUCAUUUAAGUUCUAUGUUGACAAAAUGCUAUGGCCUCAGUGAUUUUGAUUUGCACAUACUCUGUUAUUAUUUGCACAUGUUAUGUUUUUAUUUGCAUAUAUUUUGUUUUUAUUUACUUUAUUCUGUUUUUAUCUGAUGUGUUCCGUUUUUAUUUGAUGCAGUCUGUUUUUAUUUAAAGUAGUCUGUUUUUAAUUAAUGGAGUCUGUUUUUAUCUGAUAUAUCAUGUUUUUAUUUGAUGUAGUCUUUUUUUUUUAUCUGAUAUAUUCUGUUUUUAUGAGAUGUAUUCUGUUUUUAUUUUCGCGGUUUCUGUCGCCACAUGAUUCUAGUUUAGUGAACAAAUUUUAAACAAAAAUUAUCUCCAGAGGCAUUAAAGCCUAGUGACCAUUGAACAAAUUAGUUUCAAGAACUAUUUUUUUAUCCUCGUGGUUUUGUCACUGUGAUGUCUUCAGACAAUGUUUAAGCUCUUAAAGUUUUUUGUCAUUUCAAAUUUAUUUUUUUAAAAAUGGUCCAAAACUACCAUUUAUAGUAAGUGCACAAAACACGAUUCUAUUUAUCCGUAGUACUUCAUUGCUUUACGAUUUACGCCUAUUUAUCCGUUGUACUUCAUUGCUUUACGAUAGACGUGUACUUAUCAGUUGUACUUCAUUGCUUUACGAUAGACGUGUACUUAUCCGUUGUACUUCAUUGCUUUACGAUUUACGUCUAUUUAUCCGUUGUACUUCAUUGCUUUAUAACACACCGUAAGAGAACCAACUCCAACCAUAUACCAAGCUGUGUGUUAACAAUGAGUUCACCAAGACACGGGGAAGUAGAUUAAAUUUAAACAUUUGGACACUGUGUUAUGCCAAGUUCAAUGUUUAAAUAUAGACGCGUUUAAAAAAAGAUAAAAUGGUGAAAACCCUUUAAUACGUCACUUCUGUUCAGAACAUCAUCCCCGCUGUUCAAGUCAACUACCAACGUCAUUGACAACGCUCAAGUCAACUACCAACGUCAUUGACAACGCUCAAGUCAACUACCAACGUCAUUGACACCGCUCGAGACAACUACCAACAUCAUUGACACCGCUCAAGUCAACUACCAACGUCAUUGACACCGCUCAAGUCAGUUCCCAACGUCAUUGACACCGCUCAAGUCAACUACCAACGUCAUUGACACCGCUCAAGUCAACUACCAACGUCGUUGACAACGCUCAAGUCAACUACCAACGUUAUUGACACCGCUCAAGUCAACUACCAACGUUAUUGACACCGCUCAAGUCAACUACCAACAUUUUUUAAUUGACUGAGCGUGGUCUGAAUGGAAUUUUUAGUUAGCGUCUGUUGAAAAUAACGUGUUAAAAAAAAACAACAAAUUUAUAAUUCUAUUAGUUUUGAAACGCAAUUUACAAUAGUUUUUGUUUGAUAAACACGGUUGAAAAGAAUAUUUAAUUUCAGUGUGGAAAUUGAUAUGAAAGUUGCUAGGAAAAAAUCAUCAAGGAAGUGUCAGUGAUUGUCUUGAUCAUAAAAUAUUGAGGAGAUUUCAAUUAAAAGUAACGAAGUAGCACAAUAUUAAAUGAGAGGAAAAGAACGCCGCAUAAUUGUAACACCUUUAGGAAUGCCGUUAAAGCGGACGUGACUAGUUUUGAAAUUUGGGUGGGGAAGUCUUUAACAAAACAAUUGUAUUUCACGUCUGAUUUGGUGUCUGCAAUUGUGAAAUUAUAUCUUUAAAAAAAAAAUUCGAGGAAGGAUUGCUAUUACCAAAAGAUAGGGAACAAUAUAUUUAAAUAUAUUGUAACAUCAUUAAAAAUAUUUUUGCUCAAUUUCAGAUAUGAACUCUGAAGAUGAUCGCUUGAAUCCCUCCAUCCACCCACACCCCCACUCCACCCCCACUCCACCCACACCACCCACCACCCUCACACCAAACCUCCCCCCCCCCACACACCUGUAAUAAAUGUGGGAGGCCGGAUAUAGAUAAGCCUUUAAAAAAUGGUGAAAGGUCAAGGAUAGACGAAAAUGUAAAAAGGUCAACUAUGUUCAUGGCCAUCUCAAAAUGUGCGAAGGGAGAGAACUUCACUUGCCAACUUGGACAGGAGUGACCAGCUUAUAACCGAACUGAUGUUUUGAGUUAAUAAAAAAAAAAAAAAUGAUAAUAGUUAGUACUCGAAACGUCAAUUGUUUAAUUUUGUGAUAUUUCAGGAAUUUCCUUUCUCUGUAUGUUAUAUUUCAUGUUUUCCUCUACUCUGUAUGUUAUAUUUUAUGUUUUUAUCUACUCUGUAUGUUAUAUUUCAUGUUUUUAUCUACUCUGUAUGUUAUAUUUCAUGUUUUUAUCUACUCUGUAUGUUAUAUUUCAUAUUUCCCUCUACUCUGUAUGUUAUAUUUCAGGUUUUUCUCAACUAUGUAUGUUAUAUUUCAUGUUUUUAUCUACUCUGCAUGUUAUAUUUCAUGUUUUUCUGAACUAUGUAUGUUAUAUUUCAUGUUUUUAUCUACUCUGCAUGUUAUAUUUCAUGUUUUUCUCAACUAUGUAUGUUAUAGUUCAUGUUUUUAUCUACUCUGUAUGUUAUAUUUCAUAUUUUUCUCUACUCUGUAUGUUAUAUUUCAUAUUUUACUCUACUCUGUAUGUCAUAUUUCAUGUUUUUCUCUACUCUGCAUGUUAUAAUUCAUGUUUUUAUCUACUCUGCAUGUUAUAUUUCAUGUUUUUCUCAACUAUGCAUGUUAUAUUUCAUGUUUUCCUCUACUCUGUAUUUUAUAUUUCAUGUUUUUAUCUACUCUGCAUGUUAUAUUUCAUGUUUUUCUCAACUAUGCAUGUUAUAUUUCAUGUAUAGUUAACAAGUUACCUGUACGGCACCAGAAUGACAAGUCAUCUAUACAGCACCAGAAGGACACGUCAUCUGUACGGCUCCAGAAUGACAAGUCAUCUGUACGGUACCAGAAUGACAAAUCAUCUGUACGGCAUCAGAAUGACAAGUCAUCUGUACGGAAACAGUGUGGGUAGAUACCAGGAAUCGCCAGAAUCGUCAUCAAGACCUGCUGAGACAACUUGAUGACAAUAUGCUAAAAGCUAUUGAAGAAUCGCAUGCACUACAUUAAGCUAUAGAUGUCAAAAUCUCAUGGC